Molecule: messenger RNA, 2945 nt
Organism: Diorhabda sublineata
Lineage: Eukaryota; Metazoa; Arthropoda; Insecta; Coleoptera; Chrysomelidae
Product: inter-alpha-trypsin inhibitor heavy chain H4-like
Exons: 13
Coding region: 413-2869 (818 amino acids)
Source: RefSeq, a predicted model, not a curated record
GUCGUAGGAGGUAUUAUUUAAAGGUAAUAAAAUAAAUUAUGGUCACUUUGACAAGAAUUUAUUACUACAAAUUUCAGUAUAAUUGUAAAUAUGUUAAAAUACUAAUAGUGUAAGUUCUUCAGCCCACCCAGUAUACAUUUACACGUUUCCAGUACAUGUAAACAGAGUAAACGGUUAGAGACUAACCGGUCUUUUAUCAGUUUGUAGUGUUUUGAUUCUGUUUAAGUGCGCUGAAUGUGUGCCGGGGAUAACCCAGGGUCAUCUUGAUUUAUUUGUUUUUUUAUUUUUUGGUGGGGACAACUUGGGUUAAGUUAGUUAACAAGAAAAGUGGUCAAGAGUAUUUUGUUGUCUGAUAUUAAUAGCAUAUUAUAUUUAAAACACUAAACAUUUUAUUCGUUUUUCAGAUUUGGUCAUGAGAGCUGAAGUGAUUACCCUCUCGGGUAUUCUGAUAAGUCUUUUUCCCCUGAUAAACAGUUUGCCACAAUCAGGUAGUUUAGUAACUUCUACCAACAGCUACGUUACAGAAGGAAAUGAAGCCACUAAGAAACAAGAUGAUGCUCCAGUUUUUCCGAAAAUUUAUGAGAUGCGAGUUGAAGCGAACGUUUCCAACAGAUUUGCUAAGUGUCAAAUCACAAGCAAAGUAAAAAAUUUGGACAAAGAAGCUCACGAAGCUACAUUUUCAGUUGUGAUACCAGAACAAGCUUACAUCUCUGGAUUUAUCAUGGAAAUAGAUGGGAAGCAAUAUGAGGCUUAUGUUCAAGAAAAAGAAGAAGCUAAAAAAACUUAUGAUAAGGCAGUACAAGAAGGACAAGGUGCCGCUCAUGUCAGUGUUAGCGCAAGAGAUUCUAAUAGAUUUACAGUAUCUGUGAAUGUGGAACCACAAAAAAAAGCCAUAUUCUAUUUGAAAUAUGAAGAAUUAUUAGAAAGGCAAAAUAACCAGUAUGAACUAGUUAUUAACAUACAUCCUGGUCAACCAGUGAAAAACUUAGAUGUCCAGGUACACAUUGAUGAAACACGUCCGCUCAGAUUUGUAAAGGCUCCCCCAUUAAGAUCAGGAAACGAAAUUUCGAAAACUGAUGAAAAACUGAACCCCAAUGCUGAUGUCAAAAUGAUUAACGCCAGUUCAGCUGUUGUUACAUUUAGUCCAGAUUUAGAACAGCAGAAGCAAUACGCAACUGACUUGGGAACAGAAGCUGAAUAUGGACUAGCUGGACAGUUUGUUGUUCAAUAUGAUAUAGAGAAACUACCACCUGGAGGCGAAAUCUUGGUUGAUGGUGGACAUUUUGUACAUUUCUUCUCUCCAAGUGAUCUCCCAGCCCUUCCAAAACAGAUUGUCUUUAUUUUGGACACAAGUGGUAGUAUGGAAGGUAUUAGGGUGAUGCAAUUGAAAGAGGCAAUGAAAAGUAUUCUGCAAGAGUUGAAGAAAGAAGAUAUAUUUAGUAUUGUUGAAUUUGGGUCAGUUGUAAAAGUGUGGAAUAUUGAUAAACAAGCUGUUCAAUAUGAAUCCGGUAUUGAUGAAUGGGCAAAACCUGAUAACUCAGAAGCACUUUUUACAAAUAGAAUGCAACAACCAAUUCCUCCUCCGUAUCCAGCAUCUGAUGAAUAUUUAAAGAAAGCUGAAGGUGUAGUUGAGAAGUUGAAAGCGUAUGGUGGUACUGAUAUCGAAUCAGCUCUUCGUGUUGGUUUGGAAAUAGUCUUAAAAAAUAAAGAAGAUAAGAAACAUCAACCCAUAAUAGUAUUUUUAACAGAUGGAGAAGCUACAGUUGGUGAAACUAAUAAUGAUAGAAUUAUUAGUACUAUAAGCGAGCUCAACGGUGGAAAAACUCCAAUAUUUUCAUUAUCUUUCGGAGAUGGUGCUGAUAGGAACUUUCUACAGAAGAUAUCUUUGAAGAAUUUAGGGUUCAACAGACACAUCUAUGAGGGAGCUGAUGCAUCAUUACAGUUACAAGAGUUUUAUAAGCAGAUUUCCUCGCCUCUUUUAUCAAAUGUUACAUUUAAAUAUGUGAAUAAUGUAACUGAAGUUACUCAGCAAGAUUUUCCCAUUUUGUUCGAAGGUUCAGACUUUGUGAUAUCAGGAAAAAUAUUAGAUCCCGGUUUUGCUCCAUCUUUAGUAGAAGGUUGGGGAAUCAAUGGUCCAGUGAAACUUGUGCCAGUUGUAAAUCAAUCUGUGGGUAACUUGGAACGACUGUGGGCCUAUUUAACUCUUAAACAAUAUUUGAAACAACGAGAAGCUGCUGAUAACAAAACAGGACCUACCCAAGAAGCUUUGAGAAUUGCUUUGAAAUAUUCAUUUGUCAGUGACGUUACUUCUUUGGUAGUAGUCAAACCGAACCAAACUGAUGCUGUGGAUACUGAAGAUGGAAGUGACAAAAGGUAUCCAAUGAUAGCUGCUGGAGUUCCUCUCUCAGCUAAUUUAUAUCAUUCCAAAGCACCCAUGCUACCAUUAGCAGCCAGCGGUAUAAAUAUGCCGUCAGCUUCGUACUCGUUUAUUGUUAAAGAAGAGGAAGAAGAAGAAGAUCUGAACUUUUUUGAUAUGGCAACACAUCAUUCCACUACACCUCUCCCAAUUGUUUACACUACAGAAAGUACUCCAUCUCCAUUGGAACAAUUGAAACAAAAACUUCCAUGGCUAGCAGGAAUUUUGAAUGACAAUGGGACUUUAAAUCUCUCUAAAGGUGAAUUCAAACUGGGUUUGAAUGAAACUGUCCUCACUCAUCCCGAAUGUCCUUCAACAACUCCUCAUCAAACAGGAAAGUGUACAUUGAUCCAUGAAUGUCCUCAAGUUUUCACUCAGUUGACUGAUAUACAAACAUAUGAAAAAUAUUUCUGUGAUCUUCAAGGGUUUGCAGGCGUGUGUUGUCCAAAAUAAUACAUUUGAACCUGAUAUUUUAGUUGUACUUAUUUUUCAUGUUUUUAAGCGUAUAAUAAACACACAUUAAACUCUC